ACUCCAGUGACUUUUCAUCUUGGAUCGGCUGGCGUUUACAUGACAAAGGUACUCUUCAAGUCAUCUUUAAUUGCUGUUUUGGUUGCGUUACUUUUAUUCAAUUUCCCCUUGUUGCUUUCCAAAUCGCUACAGUUAUCCAGAUUUGUUGUUCCAUCUUUCCGUUCCAACAUGUCCACCAUCCCAUACAGCAAAGAACUAGAGAUCGCUCAGCUUGCCGUGAAGAGAGCCUCUAUCUUAACCAAGCAGGUCAGCGACUCCUUGAAGAACGGCACCAAUACUGUCACCAAAGAUGACAAGUCUCCAGUCACAAUCGGUGACUUCGGUGCGCAGGCUGUUAUUAUUAAGGCCAUCAAGGAAGCCUUCCCUAACGACGAGGUUGUGGGGGAGGAAGACUCAGAUGUGUUGAGACAAGAUGAUACUUUAAGAAGAAAGAUUUUUGAGUUGGUUAAGGACGUUGAGUCUCAGGACACCCAACAUGCCCCCCAAUUGGGCAGCUUCAAGGAUGAAGCGGAAAUCUGCGAUGUCAUCGACAUGGGUAACUCCGAGGGUGGCAACAAGGGCCGUAUUUGGGCUUUGGACCCAAUUGAUGGCACCAAAGGUUUCAUCAGAGGUGAUCAGUUUGCUGUCUGUUUGGCGUUGAUUGUCGAUGGCAAAGUUAAGUUGGGGGUCAUUGGAUGUCCUAAUUUGCCAGAAGUGUUGCCGAUCCCACAAGGCCAGGACUCUAUUAUUGCACGCGGUGGUCUCUUCUCCGCCAUCGAAGGAGUUGGUUCCUACUUCCAGGAUCUCUGGGCGCCAUUGAAGCUGCUUCUUGAGACUGAAAGAAUUUUCAUGAAGAACGAUUUGGAGUUCAAGGAUGUGAAGGUUUGCGAAGGUGUAGAAAAAGGGCAUUCUUCGCACGAUACCCAAUCCCAGAUUAAAUUGAAAUUGAGCAUCCCGCUUGACUCCACCAUAAAUUUGGACUCACAGGCCAAGUACUGCACGUUGUCUAAGGGUGUGGCAGAGAUCUACUUGCGAUUGCCUGUCAGUGACACCUACAGAGAGAAGAUCUGGGAUCACGCUUCUGGUCAGGUGUUGAUCACCGAGAGUGGUGGGAUUGUGAGUGAUAUCUAUGGCAACCCGUUGGACUUUGGCAAGGGCAGAACCUUGGCUAGUAAGGGAAUCAUCGCUGCCAGCAAAAACUUGCACUCCGAUGUUAUCAAGGCCGUUGGUGCCGUUUUGGGCGAAAGGGACUAGGAAAUUUACAAACAUGUAUGAAAGGCCGGCUAUAUGGAUAUUGGGACCGAAACCUUAGAUCCCUGUGUAAUUGACUGGUCUACAGUCAUCAGUAAUAGAGGAAACCUAGAAUUUUCCGUCUUCAAGGACGGGGGUGACCACGCGACGAUACAACUUUAUGAAGUAUGGCCCACAAACUCCAUACAUCGUAUUACUCUUUGGUAAUGGUAGUGCUGGUUUUCACGCCUUUCAUAUUUAGGGGGUUGGUAUACUAACCACUAUAGAGCUGUCCAUUAUGGUCACACAGAAUUUUUUUUUCCCUUUCUUCCACCACCUUCUGCUUUCAUUUAGGUAUAUCACAUGAAAGAUGUGAUGGUGCAUAAUGUGUGUUGUAUUCCCUCGAGCCGCACACUAACAAAUUUUAUUUCUGCAUGCAGCAAACGAUAAGUUUUUUUUUUCAUACGAUCUAUAAACAGUUGCCCAGUACAUAUAAAG
Molecule: messenger RNA, 1707 nt
Organism: Babjeviella inositovora NRRL Y-12698
Lineage: Eukaryota; Fungi; Ascomycota; Pichiomycetes; Serinales
Exons: 1
Coding region: 169-1233 (354 amino acids)
Biological process (GO): sulfate assimilation; phosphatidylinositol phosphate biosynthetic process
Molecular function (GO): 3'(2'),5'-bisphosphate nucleotidase activity
Source: RefSeq, a predicted model, not a curated record